Patiria miniata (bat star) is the source of this 3906-nucleotide messenger RNA. RefSeq names its product centlein-like (gene cntln). The record is from RefSeq and is a predicted model, not a curated record. Bases 406 to 3876 code for a protein of 1156 amino acids. The transcript has 31 exons. Gene Ontology annotation, cellular component: centriole; centrosome. Lineage: Eukaryota; Metazoa; Echinodermata; Asteroidea; Valvatida; Asterinidae. Gene Ontology annotation, biological process: protein localization to organelle; centriole-centriole cohesion.
UUUACUCACCGUUGCCAUUGUGAAAAUCCCACGGCGGUGGGUUUCACGUUGGCCAUGUACGAGCAUAAAGAGCAGACGACCACCGUAGACUGCACGUACUUCACUGUGUGUGCACGUACGUCGGGCCUGAGCCGUGUGUGCGCGUCGUGGCGGCUUUUGUGCACAUUCUUAUGACGUUUUUUUGACAUUGACAAAAUGCGACACCAAAAUAGACGGGUGCCUGAAUAAGCAGCGCACAAAAGCAUUGUGUGUAUAGCGCGGAAGCCGCGGUUAAUUCAAACCGCCUACAGUCUAAAUUUACAGACAAAAAUGCUGAACUAGACCAUCGCCGUGCUCCAAGUUGGACUUUUAAAGUGCAUUUUGAGUUUUUUGGUCUCUUUUAGAGGAAAAGAUGGUUAAUAGACAAUGACUUCAUCAGAAACCAGUCAACUCCAAGCCCAGAACCGGGCUUUGUCUGAAGAAUUAGCUCAGUGCCAGGCUGACAAGGAGUUUGUUUGGUCCCUGUGGAAGCGACUACAAGUUGCCAAUCCAGAUGUUACACAAGCCAUUAGUCUCGUGGUCCAACGUGAGAAGGAAAAAGCAGAGUUGAAGGACAGGAAAGUUCUGGAGAUUCUACAAAUCAAGGAUGACCGCAUUGCAGAAUUGGAAAGGCUGUUGUCUCAACAGCAAGACGAACUCAAAGGCUUUAUUUCAAGGAAAAUUGAAGUUGACGAUGAAAAGAGGAAAAUCCGUAAAGAAAACCAACAUUUCAAGGAGAAACAAUUGCAACAAGAACAGCUGCUCCAGUCAAAGGACGUACGACUGAAGAAUGUCGAAGAGAUCAACAAAGAAACAUUGGAGAAAGUCCAAAAUGACAAAAAAGAUUGUGAGAAGCAGAUUACCAGUUUGACUAUUGAGCUUGAGAGAGAAAAGCAAUCCUCAAUCAGACUACAUGCUUCCAACCUGGACUUCCAAGAUAGAAUCAAGGACCUAGAGAAGGAUAUUCAAGCUAUCACAGAGACUGCUAAGAAAGCAGCCCAUGAGGAAGACAGACAUUUGAGGAAACUCAAGGAUUUGGAGGAAAGUGUGCGUCAGCUUAAAGAGGAGCUCAGGAAAAAGAGAAGUGAACUCAUUGAGCAAGAAAAAGAAUCCAGUAAAUUAAGGAAGGAGAUAUCUGAUGCACAGGCAGCCAGCAGCCAAGCCAUGGAGCAUGCAACUCAGCAGGGGGACGUCAUACAGCAACUGCAAACACUGCAGUUUGAUACACAGAAAGUGUUAAAGAAUCAAGAGGACGCACAUAAAAUAGAAGUGUCUUCCUUUCAAACUAUGUACCAAGAGCUGCAGUCUCGUUACAAAGCCUCCAAAACAUCUGAGCAGCAGUUGAGACAGCGAUUGGCCGCGGCUGAGGAACACUUAUCACGACGGAAGGCAACAAAGGACAUUGGGAUCCAGACUGAUCUGAUGGAUGAUGGGAUGGUUUGGGAGAAACACGAUACAGAGAUGGAAGCAAGGUUGCAGAGGAAAAGUAGACAUCAGCAGGCCAGGGAUGAUCUUGAUGACAGGUAUAGUGCUGUGUCAUCACCAUACAUCAAAGGUCCAUUGAGACGAUCUCGGUCUCUCUCCCCUCGUCGGCCUCGCCCUUACCAGACAGCCUCUUCUCCUACCACGAGAGAGGAACCAGAGGAGUCUGCAACUAGGGAUGCAGAACCAACAGAAGACAACAUCGCAGGGAGGAGAAUCGCUGACCUGAGAAAACUCCUGAAGUUAAAGAAUAAUGAAUUGGAUGAGAUGCGAUCUGCCCACACGAGACGCUUAGAGAGACUCAAAGCCCUUCAAGCCAGCUACAAUGUCCUCAAGGAACAGAUCAAGACCUAUGAUGCAGAAGAAAGACAUCCUCCAAAGAAGAAGAAGGGUCGUCGUUCAGAGCCACGCACGCUGCAGAAAGAGGAUUCAGAUGCAGUGUGGAAUGAGCUGGCCUACUUCAAACAACAGACAGUCAACGUCUUACAAGAGCGAAUGAACCUCCAUGAGGAAUUGGAUUGCCUUCGAGUCCAGACAGCAGCAGAUGCCACCACCAUCAAGGAACUCACAACAUGCUUAGAACAAGAGAGACAAGAGUUGGAGGAGCAGCUGAGCCAAGUAAGCGAAGCAAACAGAAGAGAGAAGACAGAGCGAGAACAGGCUGCAGAGCUGAGAGAUAGGGUCAGUGACCUGCAGAGAUUGAUACAGCAACUGGAGAAAGAGAAGAAUGGAUUGAUGAGAGACAAGAGCCACCUAGAGGCCGAGAACAGGUCCCUAAGGAUGGGCGUAUCAAAGCAGCGAGCUGUGGAGGCUCAGAAAGAGACCAAAAUGAUGGACCUAAGGAGAACAAUCAACCAUCUCAAGAAGAAACUGAGUCAUCUCAAGCACAGGCAGAGGCACACGGUGGCAGGAGUGUCAUUCAGAAGGAGUAAGACAACCAAGGAGCACCAGGCUAUUCUGAACCGUUCAAUACAAGAGAUGAGCUCAAUUUUCUCUGAUUUUGACGGCGAUGAAUGGGGUGAAACUUCCACCAGCCCUAAGGAGAGUACCUCUCUGGAGAGUCUUGGCCAGCAGAUUGUGGAGACUUCUCGUUCUGGUGAGACAUUCCACACACCAAGACAGAGAUCUAGAAGCAGAUGUGCAGGAAGGCUGUCUCCAUCUACCAGACAGCUUGCAUCCAUUCAGAAACAUCUCCGUAGGAUGGCACAGGCAUAUGAAGAAAAACCUGCUCGCGAUGUCAUCUUGAAGUCUGUUGCAACACAAACGGAGAGAGUUCUUCAGGCUAGUAUGAUAGAUACUGGAGUUGGUGAAUAUCUCCUGGAUGAUGAUGUAGCAAGUACUGCCUCAUCAAAUAAUACAGCUAGUUGCAGCACUAUGACGGACAACACACUCACAGAACAAUCUGACACAGAACUGAGAGAUGUUGGUACCUCACCUCACGUUCCUCUGACCAGAUUGGCUCGUAACAUCAGCCGUAGGUCCCAUGGGACAGGUGCCAGUGGGCCCUCCAUUGCCAGCCUCAAGCAGAGAGUUGCCUCACUUCAACAACAGAUGUCUUUGCUGAAGGAGUCUAAGACAUCCUUACAGCGGACUGUGAGUGAACAGGAAGACCUUACAGAGCAGCUACAGUCAGAUCUGAACCUCUCUAAUCAACGACUCAAGAUCUCAAGACAAACCAUUCAGAGACUAACAGGUGAACUGGAGGAGAGCAACCGACAGAGGGCGCUGUUUGAGAAGCAGCUUGAAGACGGAGAGACAGAAUCAAAGAGACAUUCUGAGAACGAACGCAAGCAGAUGGAAAUCAGGCUCAAGGCGCAGUCAGGUGAGAUGUCUCGUCAAGCCAAUAUCAUCAAAUCUCUCAAGAUGGACCUAGAAGCUAGAGAUGCAACUGUGAAAUCCCUCCAAGAAAAGGUUAGUCGUCAGGACAGAGACAUCAACCAGAAGAGAUCGUUGAUAGAAGAUCUGAAAGCCCGAGCUAGAUCCAUAGACAGUGAUAACAAAGUAGCAACACGUGCUACGGAAAUAUUGGAGGAGAAGAUCUCAGCUUUGACAGAAUUGAAUGAAAAGAAGCGGGUUGAGAUUGACUCCAUCAGGAAACAGCUGUCCACCGUUACCAAGGAGAAACGGCAUUAUGAGCAGCUGUACGUGAAAUGCAAGACAGAACUGGACAGGAAGGUGAAGUCUCUACAAGACGCUCACAUCAAGUUGGCCGAAGCAGAGACCGUCUCGACUGAGCUAGAAGUGACAGCUGGACAGCAGUUGAAGCAACUGGCCAGACAGACGGAGCAGGCCCUGGAAGCAGCGCAGGGUAAACUCAAGAAGAUCCAGGCGCAGAAUGCAGAACUCCAGGCAUUCAUCAAGGUAAGUCAGGCCUAAUCUCUUCAGAGGUCUUAUGCGUUAAAGUGG